CCGCCCUUUCCACUCUAGAACUCUCUCCCACUCCGGACCCUCUCCCGUUAUUCUCAAACCCGCGCUCCCGACGGUCGCCCUGAACCCGCGACGGUUCUCCUCCCCUCUCUGCCCCCCUCUAUCCAAAGAAAGAAACCCUAGAAGGGCGUUUCUUUUCGCCGCCGCCGCUAUGCUUCCCUUCUCCGUCGCCGUCUCCAACCAGAUUCGUCUCCUUCUGCAGAGCUUGAACGAUUCCAACUUCGAUUCGAUCUUUUGCGAGCUGUGUCAGUUUGCAGAAUAUGGAAGUGAAGGCACCAUUUUGUUGGUCCAAACAUGCUUAGAUCAAGUGAAGUUAAGUAGUGAAGAGGUUCAGAACCUGCAGCUGGAACGGAAUCUUGUAUCUGCCAUUUUUAAAUUUUUGCUGGAUAGACCAUAUUUCAGCACAGUUUUUAGUGAAUCAUUAAAAGGUACACUGAUGGGUGAAGGCUUUCUAAAAGAUCUUUCAAGUACAUUAAAUCUUUCAGAAGCGGAGAAAGUUGGCAUCGGACUUGCUCUGUCUGAUUCAGAAAUUCCAGAUUUGAAAAUGAGAGGGCAAAAUUUCUGUGUUUCUCAGAUUGAGGAACUAUGUGCAAAUCCAUCUUCCAUUCUCUCCGAUGAGCGAAUUCAGGAUAUUGUUAUGUUUCUUUAUCAGUCUGAGGGCCUUUCCAAGCAUAUUGAUUCUUUUACCAAAAUUGUGUCUUUAUUACAGCUCAAAGAUAGCACUUCCUUUCUACCGACCACAAUUCUUACAAAUGAUAUAUCUGUGGUUAACUCUUGGAGGCAUUCAGAUCUAUUCUCUGGAUGCUAUUGUAAUGAUUUUGAGUCUGUUUUAGCGGAGAUAGAGAAGGAAAUGAACAUGGCUGAUGUUAUGACAGAAUUGGGCUAUGGGUGUACAAUUAACACUUCACAUUGUAAAGAGAUGCUCUCUCUUUUUCAUCCCCUCAAUGAAGUGACACUUUCUAAGCUUCUUGGUACAAUUGCUCGUACUCAUUCUGGUCUCGAAGAUGCUCAUAGCACAUAUGCAACAUUUUGUGCGGCUGUUGGUAGCAGCUCAGAAAGUGAUUCCUCAUUAUUGAAUUCAUGGAAUGUUGAUGUCCUUGUAGAUUCAAUUAAGCAACUUGCUCCAGAGACAAAUUGGACACAUGUCAUGGAAAACCUAGAUCAUGAGGGCUUUAAUAUUCCUGAUGAAAAAUCAUUUUAUCUUCUAAUGUCUAUAUAUUCUAAAGCGUGCCAGGAUCCGUUUCCUCUCCAUGCUGUAUGUGGGUCUGUUUGGAAGAAUGCUGAAGGCCAAUUAUCUUUUUUAAAAUACGCUGUGUCUGCACCACCUGAUUUAUUUACAUUUGCACAUUGUUCAAGACAACUGACAUUUGCUGAUUCAUCAUAUCUGAUGAGCAAACAAGGAAACCGGGCAUGGCUCUGUCUAGAUCUUUUGGAGGUUUUAUGUCAACUUGCUGAAAGAGGCCAUGUCAGUUCAGUUCGACUGAUGCUUGAACAACCUCUUGCUCAGUGUCCUGAGUUCUUACUAGUUGGAGUUGGUCACGUAAAUACGGCAUAUAAUCUCCUCCAGUAUGAAGUAUCUUCCACUGUAUUGCCUGUGAUAUUAAAAGAUUCUACAAAGAAUGGCAUCAUCCAUCAUCUUUGGUGUGUUAAUCCGAACCUUGUCCUUCGAGGAUUUGUAGAUGCACAUACUGAUCCCAGUAAUCUUUUAAGAAUUCUGGACAUUUGUCUGGAGCUGAAGAUUUUAUUACCAGUAUUAGAUGCAACUCCAUUUCCGUUCAGCAUUAAAUUGGCUGCAAUUGCUUCUCAGAAGGACCAGAUAAAUCUUGAGAAAUGGUUAAAUGAACAUUUGAGUGUAUAUAAAGAUGCUUUUUGUGAGGAUUGCUUUAAAUUCUUAAAAGAAGUGCUCAGUAAUGAGGCAAAUGAUGUUCCAGAUAGUUCUGUUCAACAACACCGAGCUGCUAUUCUGAAUGUUUACCAAGAAACGUGCUCUACAUUCUUCAAGGUUCUUCAAGCUCAUUCUGGGCAGCUUAUUUCUCACCAACUCGUUGAAGAAAUAAAGAGGCUGCAUGUUUCAUCUAAUCUAAAGAUUCAAAAUGCUGUAACAACAGAUGCAACAACUUCUGAUGGAAGCUCAGAUGCUAUAGAGGCAGAGGCAAACACCUACUUCCAUCAAAUGUUCUCAGGACAGUUAUCCAUUGAUGCAAUGGUUCAAAUGCUCGCAUGCUUUAAAGAAUCAUCUGAUAAGAGGGAGCAGAUGAUAUUUGAUUGCAUGAUUGCAAAUUUAUUUGAAGAGUACAAGUUCUUUCCCGAGUAUCCAGAUAGGCAACUAAAAAUAGCUGCUGUGCUCUUUGGUUCUAUUAUAAAGCACCAGCUUGUGACUCAUCUUACGCUUGGUAUUGCUUUGCGUGGAGUUCUUGAUGCAUUGCGUAAAUCUGUUGAUUCAAUGAUGUUUAUGUUUGGAACCAAGGCCUUGGAGCAGUUCAUGGAUCGCUUGGUACAAUGGCCACAAUACUGCAACCAUAUAUUGCAGAUAUCCCAUUUGCAUGGGACUCAUGCUGAAUUGGUUUCUGCCAUUGAACGGGCACUUGCAAGAACUUCGUCCAGUCUGUCAGAGUCAACUUGUGGUAACUCUCUUUCUACUGAUGAGCAACAAGGUUCUGGACCAGCUUCUGUAGAAAGCGUGGAGGCAUCUGAGGCGUCAUGGCAAUUGAUGGGAUCAGCCUCCACGCAGUUGGGGCGGCAAAUUUCUUCUUUGCAGCUACAAAAAAGCUCUACAAUGUCUGCUAAUUCAAAACCCCUUUUAUCACAUACUUCACAAUCUGCAAUUGUUUCUGCACAUAUUGAUUCUGCUGCUAAUCAAAAGGCAACUGUUUCUCAAUUUUUGCAAGCCACAAAUUCUCAUCAUUCCACUGGUGUGACAACUGCUGUUUCAUCCUCCUCUAGUUUUGUACGUGCUCGAAGUAUUGCACCUGCAGGCAUGCUUCGGCAACCUUCUUACAGCAUAGGAUUUGGGGCUGCCUUGAACAUUGAAACACUUGUUGCAGCAGCUGAAAGAAGAGACACUCCAAUAGAGGUUCCUGUGCCAGAAGUUCAGGACAAAAUAUUAUUCAUGAUAAAUAACAUUUCAACUUCAAAUAUGGAUGCUAAAGCAAAAGAAUUUAGUGAGGUUCUCAAAGAGCAGUACUAUCCUUGGUUUGCACAGUAUAUGGUGAUGAAGAGAGCAAGCAUUGAACCAAAUUUUCACGACAUGUAUUUGAAGUUCCUAGACAAAGUUAACUCAAAAUCACUUAAUAAGGAACUUGUUAAAGCUACUUACGAGAACUGCAAGGUGUUAUUGAGAUCCAAUCUUAUAAAGUCAAGUUCAGAAGAGCGUUCCUUGCUUAAAAAUCUUGGUAGCUGGCUUGGGAAGUUCACAAUUGGUAGAAAUCAAGCAUUACGAGCCAAAGAUAUAGAUCCGAAAGUUUUAAUAAUGGAGGCAUAUGAAAAGGGAUUGAUGAUUGCGGUGAUUCCAUUUACCUCUAAGAUUCUGGAACCAUGCCAUUCCAGUUUAGCGUAUCGACCUCCAAAUCCAUGGACCAUGGGCAUCCUUAGUUUACUUGCUGAGAUAUAUAACCUGCCAAACCUCAAAAUGAACUUAAAAUUUGAGAUUGAGGUUUUAUUUAAGAACCUGGGUGUGGACAUGAAAGAAGUUAUGCCAACUUCACUUCUUAAAGAUAGAGUUCGUGAAGUGCGGGGGAAUCCAGAUUUUUCAAACAAGGAUGUGGCUGCCUCCCGGCCACCAGUCAUUGCUGAAGUUAACUCAGGCGUUAUGCCAACACUGAGUCAUGUUGAGAUGCAACCUGAUGUCAACAGUACAUCUCAUCCAGCAAGCCAUCCAAAUAUACUGGCUCAGUAUACUUCUCCCCAUCUUGCUUCAAAUACCAUGGUGGAGUAUGACAAAGCUGGAUGUUUAAUCGUACCUGAACAUGUUCCUUCUGGUCAGGGACUAAGUCAAGUUACACAAUCACCAUCACCAUUUUCUCUAAGCCAGCUUCUGACAAUAAUUCCAAAUUCUGAUUCGUAUAUUAAUAUCAAUCCCAAACUUAGUUCUAUCGGUUCACAGUUGCAAUUUCACAGAAUUAUUCAAGCUGCUAUGGAUAGGGCCAUCAGAGAAAUUGUCUCUCCUGUCAUUCAGCGAAGUGUUACAAUAGCUAGUCGGACAACUAAAGAACUUGUUCUAAAGGACUAUGCUAUGGAGUCAGAUGAUGGUAUUAUAUCUCGUGCGGCACAUUUAAUGGUUGGCACUUUAGCUGGAAGUUUAGCUCAUGUCACAUGCAAGGAACCUCUUCGUGCUGCUCUAUCAAGUCACCUUCGAAGUCUACUUCAGACCUUAAAUAUUACUAGUGAACGAAUGGAGCAGAUUAUUCAGAUUCUUACAACCGAUCAUCUGGAUCUUGGCUGUGCAUUGAUUGAAAAUGUUGCAUCAGAAAAGGCUGUGGAGCUGAUUGAUGGUGAGAUAGGUCCCUCAUUUGCUGCACUAAGGAAACAGAGGGAGACAUCUGGCUCUGCUUACUAUAAUGCCGGUACCUAUGCUCAAGGUCCAUUUGCGCGUGUGCCAGAAUCACUUCGCCCUAAGCCUGGACGACUGUCCCUUGCCCAACAGCAAGUCUACAAUGACUUUAUCAAGAAUAUAUGGCAAGAUCAAUCUAGUCAAAAUUCAAGUGCUGUGUCUUCUGGUCCACCUGGUUUGGCUGGUAGCUCAAGCAACCCUAUCCUGCCUCGUAUUUAUGCUUCAAGUUCAGCCCCACUGAAUUCCAAUGCCUACUUAACUUCACAAGUAGCUCCAUUCAGAUCAAUAGCUGAUCCCUUGGAUAUGAUUGCAGAAGAAUCAGAUCAUGGUUCAACACAACUUCUUAGUUCCUCUCCAUCUCAUAUUGGGGCAGAUGAUAAUGUUAUCCAACAUGGUGGCCGAAUUGAUUCCGUUGCAGUGUCAUUUCCUGCUACUGCUACUUGCGCUGAUCUGCAGGUGGAAAGAUCGCCUGUUACCAAAGAACUGGGAUCUGUAGUACCACUAUCACCGACGACUUCUGCUGCAGAUCGACUGGGAACUGUAUUACCUGAAUCAAUGUUGAAUACUGGAGAUGUGUUGGAUAAAUAUCAACAAGUUGCACAAAAGCUGGAAGCCUUGGUUGCUAAAGAUGACAGAGAUACUGAUAUUCAGGGAAUUGUUGCUGAGGUUCCAGAUAUCAUACUCAGAUGCGUUAGCCGAGAUGAGGCUGCACUGGCUGUUGCUCAGAAGGCUUUCAAAAGUUUAUAUGAGGAUGCAUCAAAUGGUACUCAUGUUGCCUCCUACCUAGCAAUUCUUGCUGCCAUACGAGAUGUUUGCAAGCUUGUUGUCAAAGAACUAACAAGCUGGGUUAUAUACUCAGAUGAGGAGCGUAAGUUCAAUAUAGACAUAACAAUUGGUCUUAUUCGAUCUGAGUUGCUAAAUCUUGCAGAGUACGAUGUCCAUCUGGCAAAACUUAUUGAUGGAGGGAGGAAUAAAGUUGCUAUGGAGUUUGCGAUGUCCAUUGUCCAAGCAUUGGUUGUUCAGGGAACUGUAGUCAGCACAUCAGAACUGUACAAUGUCAUGGAAACCUUGACAAAGUUAGCGCUGAGGCCGGGUUCGCCAGAGUCAUUGCAGCAGCUAGUUGAGAUUGCCCGAAAUAGUUUGAACACUGCACCCAAUUUUACUGCUAGCGAGAAAGCCAGGCAGUCUAGGGAUAAUAAAAAGAUACUUUCUGGUCGUUUCUUGCCAAAUAGAGAGGAUUAUAAUGCUAAUGAUCCUACAGUGGCAGAUCCUGCUGGUUUCCGAGAUCAGGUUGCUGUUCUCUUUGGUGAUUGGUGUCAGAUUUGUGAUCUUCCAACUACAAACGAUUCGGCAUAUAGUCGUUACAUCUCACAGUUGGAACAAAGUGGUCUGCUUAAGGGCGAUGAUAUCACAGACCGGUUCUUCCGUAUUCUGAUGGAACUUUCUGUUUCACUUUGUAUACUCCCUGAGCAAGUCAGUUCUCCAGGCUUAGUGUCACUCCAGUCAGUUCAGCAAUUACAACAACUCCAGCAGCUCCCCUACUUUUCCAUUGAUUCAUAUGCAAAGCUUGUGGCACUAGUUCUGAAGUACUGUUCAGUGGAUCAAGGAUCAAGUAAAGCUAUUCUUCUCCCCAGGAUCCUGUCAGUUACUGUAAGAGUCAUCCAAAAAGAUGCAGAAGAAAAGAAGCUGUCUUUCAACCCAAGGCCAUACUUCAGGCUGUUUAUUAACUGGCUUUUGGACCUUGCUUCUCCAGACCCUGUCCCUGACGGUGCUAACUUUCAGGUGUUGACUUCUUUUGCAAAUGCUCUCCAUGCUUUGCAACCCAUGAAGGUUCCUGGUUGGAGCUUUGCAUGGCUUGAGUUGUUGAGCCACAGAAACUUCAUGCCAAAAUUGCUGAUGUGCAAUUCGCCCAAGGGUUGGCCAUUUUUCCAGCGUUUGCUUGUUGACUUGUUCAAAUUUAUGGAGCCCCACUUGAGAAAUGCUGAGCUGGGAGAACCAGUUCGCUUUCUGUACAAAGGCACACUGCGGGUGCUGCUUGUACUGCUUCAUGAUUUCCCUGAAUUUCUCUGUGAUUAUCACUUCAGUUUUUGCGAUGUGAUCCCUCCUAGUUGCAUUCAAAUGCGCAAUGUUAUUCUCAGUGCUUUCCCUCGCGAUAUGAGGCUUCCUGAUCCUUACACUCCCAACUUAAAGGUUGGUCUUCUAGCUGAAAUUAGCCAAUCCCCACGCAUUUUAUAUGAUGUUGAUAGUGCUCUCAAAGCUAAGCAGAUUAAGGCUGAGAUUGAUGAGUAUCUCAAGACAAGAUCGGAAGGAUCUCCCUCUUUAACCGAACUGAAGCAAAGAUUGCUGCUUCCCCAAAAUGAGGCAAACCUGGCGGGGACCCGUUACAAUGUACCUCUGAUCAACUCACUUGUGCUUUAUGUUGGCAUGCAGGCUAUACAACAACUGCAGAGCAAGUCUACUCCUCAGCAUGCACCUGCACAGCAAAUGACCCAUAGCCCUCCGAUGGAUAUUUUUCUAGUUGGGGCAGCUAUGGAUAUAUUCCAGAGCCUAAUAAAAAACUUGGAUACAGAAGGCCGCUACCUCUUUCUUAAUGCAGUUGCCAACCAAUUGCGCUACCCAAACAACCAUACACAUUACUUCUCGUUUGUCCUUCUGUACUUGUUUGCAGAGGCAAACCAGGACAUCAUCCAGGAGCAGAUAACACGGGUGCUGUUAGAGCGCUUGAUAGUUCACGGUCCUCAUCCAUGGGGUCUGCUUGUCACUUUCAUCGAGCUGAUCAAGAAUCCACGGUACAGCUUCUGGAACAGGUCAUUCGCACGCUGUACGCCAGAGAUUGAAAUGCUAUUUGAAGCAGCGUCAAGAUCUUGUGGCGGGCCAAAAGCUAUGGACGACGGAAUGGUCUCUAGCGGCAUCUCUGAUGGUAACCAUUGAACCGCACCACAGACUAGGUGCAACUCUUUGCACCAAAUAGACAUGUCUAUACUUCUUUGGAUGGCAUUAUGUUGAUGAUGUAUAUAUGUACAUUAGAUGAAUUAAAUGAAUAUCUCCUGGUAUAAUUGUCGUUUUACAUUUGCCUGUCAA
Phoenix dactylifera (date palm) is the source of this 7648-nucleotide messenger RNA. RefSeq lists its product as uncharacterized. Gene Ontology annotation, biological process: negative regulation of translation; nuclear-transcribed mRNA catabolic process, deadenylation-dependent decay. Gene Ontology annotation, cellular component: CCR4-NOT core complex; P-body. The record is from RefSeq and is a predicted model, not a curated record. Lineage: Eukaryota; Viridiplantae; Streptophyta; Magnoliopsida; Arecales; Arecaceae. Gene Ontology annotation, molecular function: molecular adaptor activity.